Molecule: messenger RNA, 1830 nt
Organism: Mollisia scopiformis
Lineage: Eukaryota; Fungi; Ascomycota; Leotiomycetes; Helotiales; Mollisiaceae
Product: TLD-domain-containing protein
Exons: 2
Coding region: 363-1418 (351 amino acids)
Biological process (GO): response to oxidative stress
Cellular component (GO): nucleus
Source: RefSeq, a predicted model, not a curated record
AAUUGUCAUCCGACAUCCAUAAAAACAAGAGCCUCACCCAAAGCCUAAACUUCACGACCGAGUUUCAAAAAAUUCAAUUGUGCCAAGUGAUUUCAAGACUUUCAGCCUUGUUCGCCAAGUUCACGCCACCACGGAAAUUCACCAAUCAAAUUUCUUGCCCUUGCUGAGCAAGCGCGAGGCGAAGGAACAAACUUGGAAAUUCUGUCAGUUCACACUCACACCACACCACGGUCGCAAACACAAUCCAUAUAAUUUCCCGACGCAACAACUCCUAAACCCCGUCUCUGCAUACAGUCAAAUCUCAACACCUGCCUCCAAAUUUGAAUGUAACAAUCACACGACUUCUUACACAGGCAGGAACCAUGUCCAGGAACUACCACCACUCGACGUCAUCAGGAGGUACGAACACACCUCCACAGUCCCUCUCGAACAGCUGGAGCAUGCCGGCUGCUGUGACUGGGCUCUUGCGAAGAUUCUCGACGGAAGAUCCGGUGAAGGGCAAGAAGCAUACGCCAGUUAAUACGCCGCCUUACGACGACUGGAGCAAUGGGUUCGACGGUGUAUACACCCCUCCUGGCCGAACCGCUUCGCCUUUCCAACCACCGCCUCUGUAUCCCGUCAUACUGAAGGGACAUAGCUCAAGUACACCUGCGUCUGCGAAACUCUUGAAUCGAGGUCUGGCAGAAGAAAUCCGACUCCUUGUCCCACCGAGACUCCAACUCUGCGAGGAAUGGAACCUGGUCUACAGUCUCGAAAACGACGGCGUGAGCUUGGGCACCUUAUACAAGAAAUGUGACGAGCUGCGCGGCCUACGAAACGGAUUCGUCCUAAUCGUCAAAGACGGCGAAGGAAGUCUAUUCGGCGCCUACCUCACCGACGCCCCUCACCCGUCUCCCCACUAUUUCGGCACCGGCGAAUGCUUCCUCUGGCGCGCCAGUAUCCUCUCAUCUUCCUUCCCCACGAACCUGCCUCCUCCCCCUUCGGCAGAUACCACGAACAUGGCCCGCAUCACCACGAUCUCGACUUCUGCCACCACCACCACCGCUCAAUCCUCCCGUCUCCUCUCCCCAACCACAUCCUCCCUCUCAAACCACCACUCCAUCUCCCCCAACACAUCUACAGCCUCUCUCGCUCCCCGCUCGCCCAAUUCCCCCUCCUUCCAAUCCGGCGUCUCGACACCAGACCGCAUCCGCUUCAAAGCUUUCCCGUACUCUGGUGUCAACGAUUACCUCAUGUUAUGCGAAACGGGCUUCUUGAGUCUAGGCGGGGGAGAUGGCCACUAUGGAUUAUGGCUCGACGAUAGUUUCGAGCGGGGAAUCAGCAGUCAUUGUCUGACGUUCGGAAACGAACCUUUGAGCGAGGAAGGCGAGAAAUUCGACAUUCUAGGCGUGGAGCUUUGGAGUAUUGGGAACUCCUAGAUUCUUUUUGUUUGGUCUAGCAAGAUCGCGAGCAAGGAAGUGGUAAUGGCAGGAGGAGAAAAAGAGCCUGGAGCUCGCAUUUUCAGGGAUUUUUCAAUUGGGCAAAAAAUUUAUGGUCAAGCUACGAGCAUGGAAGUAUAGGCAACCUGAAAGCAUGAUACCCGGUGACGAACGUUUUUUUGAGUAGCAUUUCGGUUUAGGCAUUGAAAGUCAUAUUGGCAGGAAGGAUUUUCUCGGGCAUGGGCUUUUCGCGGAGUUUUUUGAACACGGGUUUUCAUGAUCCACGAGUAGGUAAAACGGAACUAUUUUGAGAAUUCAUGAUUCAUUUGUACUUUUGAUAUCAUACUAUGUACGUGACUUUUUCGUGACUGAGUCGUAACGCUGCUUGGUUGGGACAAGCGUUUAAUGCUUA